AAUCAAUUGGUAAUUUGUCGAUAUAGAAAUUGGAGAGAAGAUUUGAUUUCCAAGCGAGUGAAUGACGACGAUCAGGCAGUUAAUAAGAGGUGCCGUAAAGAGAAUUCCGCAACAAAAAUAUAAGAGAAAUACUGCUUUACAAGGUGCGCCACAAAAGAGAGGUGUUUGCUUGCGAGUUUAUACAACCACUCCCAAAAAACCCAACUCUGCUCAGAGAAAGGUGGCUCAAGUAAAACUGAGUAACGGGGAAACGGUGAUUGCGUAUAUUCCUGGCGAAGGGCAUAAUCUUCAGGAACAUUCAGUAGUGAUGGUUCGUGGUGGACGUGUGAAGGAUCUUCCUGGAGUACAAUAUCACUUGGUUCGAGGAGUGUAUGAUUUGGCACCCGUUGCUAAUCGUUCCUCUUCACGUUCGAAAUAUGGUGUGAAGAAGAAGAAGGAAUAAUAAUAUCAAAGCUUCUUAUAAAUAGGCUUUUAAGUUUGGGUUAAAUCUU
Molecule: messenger RNA, 491 nt
Organism: Galdieria sulphuraria
Lineage: Eukaryota; Rhodophyta; Bangiophyceae; Galdieriales; Galdieriaceae
Product: 30S ribosomal protein S12 (plastid)
Exons: 1
Coding region: 62-442 (126 amino acids)
Biological process (GO): translation
Cellular component (GO): small ribosomal subunit; ribosome
Molecular function (GO): structural constituent of ribosome
Source: RefSeq, a predicted model, not a curated record